Messenger RNA from Mucor velutinosus, 1860 nucleotides. RefSeq lists its product as uncharacterized. Lineage: Eukaryota; Fungi; Mucoromycota; Mucoromycetes; Mucorales; Mucoraceae. Gene Ontology annotation, molecular function: translation initiation factor activity. The record is from RefSeq and is a predicted model, not a curated record. The transcript is spliced from 6 exons. Gene Ontology annotation, biological process: translational initiation; formation of translation preinitiation complex. Bases 1 to 1860 code for a protein of 619 amino acids.
AUGUUCAAAAAGCCAUUGGCCAAUCUCAAAUCAUUCAGUCCUUUACGUUCAUCCGAUCGCAGACGAUUCCAAAACGAAGCUUAUGAAGCAUAUCCGUCUGUCAAAGAGAUUUGCACAGCAGCAACUGAAGAAGGCGCGUCUACUCACCUCAUGCCUGACGAUCUUCGUUCUGCCAAGUUUAUAUCGCAUACUGGAACGGCAGGUGUUGUGUACAAGUCAGAAAAGCAGGCGCUGUGGAUAUCAUUGGAAAACCUGCCUCCCAUCCCUACAGUAUACACCAUGUGGCAGUAUCCAAGCAUGUUGCCAAAACUGUACACUUGGGGUCCUGUUGUGCGUAGACUAAUGGAUGGCGCAGAUUUGAUGAUUCCGGGUCUUGUGCUCGGUCCCGAGGGUAAAUUACCAGAGCUCAGCACGGGCGAUUUAGUAGCCAUCACUAUCAAAGGAUAUCCCGUACCACUUGCUAUCGGUACAAUGGCAGUACCUACAUCAGAAAUUAGACCUCGCUCUGGUAUGAAGGGAAAGGCAGUACACAUCAUUCAUGUAUACGAGGACUAUUUAUGGGCCAUGGGAGACAAGUCAGGACCACCAGAAUUAGAGAGCAUUUCUGAUGAUGAAUACGAGGAGGAGGAGGAGGAGGAGGAGGAGGAGAAUGAAGAAGUAGGAGAGGCAGAGCAUGACGGAAUUAAGCCAUCAGAACCAGAACAGUCGAUUGAUACACAUGAAAUGACGCAGAAGAUGGAAGAGGCAUCGAUAGCGGAUACAAAGACUACUGCCAAGCAACUGACAACGCCUGAAAUCGAUGAAUGGCUCAAGAAGUCUCUUUACCACGCACUUGUUUUCAAGAUCAAGUCUGAAAAUGCAUCCAGCGUAUUGCCUUUAUCCGCAUCUUCCUUUUAUUCCGCUUACAUUAUGCCAUGCAGGCCUGUGGAUGUGGGAUCAGAAAUAGACAUAAAAAAAUCAAGUUGGAAAAAGCUACAAAAAUUCCUGAAAGCCAUGGACAAGGCUGGAUUACUCAAGACCAAAGAACAACGGGGAGAGACAAUGGUCAUUUCCGUCAAUUACUCACAUCCCAGUCUGCAAGAUUUGCGCAAGUACAAGACAAUGGAAUCUGCAGCAGCACAGUCAGCCACUGCCAAAGACAAUGCUGCCAAAGAAGCUGCUGCUGUGGCUGCUGCUACAUCUACCUCAGCCAAAGAGGCGGCUGCUGCUAAAAGUGCAUCCAAUCAAAUUGACAUUCAAGAGAUCUACAAACCGCUCGGGAACAGUAUGCAAAAGCUGUUUGAGGAAGCCAAGCAUGACAAAGACGGCGUCUACACUACUCUGCAAGUACGUCAAGUGAUGAUGGAUUAUAUCAAGAUCCAUAAUGCGGUAGACCUUCAAAACCAAAAAAUGAUCAACAUUGAUCCCACUUUGUGUGAUGCUCUAUUGACAAAGCCAGAAUACAACUCCAUCAACAAACUCACCAGAGACCAGAUUCUACAUCGCAUGUGUCAGAAAAUGCAGCCAUUUCACUCUGUCAAGCUGCCUGGAAAAGAAGCCGUGUUAAAGAAAGGAGCCUGUAAACCCAUUGAAAUUGUGCAGGAAGUGAGACAAGGCAGAAAGACCAUCACCAAAGUCACUGGUGUGGAAGGCUUUGGACUGGAUGUAGACGAGCUCUCCAAAGAGCUGACUCGAUUGUGUGCCAGUAGUGCCACCUACAAUCCAAUCCACGGUGUCAGCCCCAAGAACCCGCUGUAUGAAAUCAUGGUGCAAGGGCCACAGAUCAAAAACAUCAUGCAUCUGCUUGUUAGCAAGGGCGUUCCACCACGAUUCAUCGAUACAGAAGACAAAACUGCAAAGAAGGGCAAAGGAAAAAAAUAA